This is a messenger RNA of Vespa velutina, 1628 nucleotides long. Its product is annotated as PXMP2/4 family protein 4. Bases 402 to 1064 code for a protein of 220 amino acids. Gene Ontology annotation, cellular component: cytoplasm; membrane. The record is from RefSeq and is a predicted model, not a curated record. NCBI's taxonomy places the organism in Eukaryota, Metazoa, Arthropoda, Insecta, Hymenoptera, Vespidae. The transcript is spliced from 6 exons.
CUUAAGUGAUAUCGAGGGAUAUACGGAGAUAUCUGUUAUCGUCAGUUCUAAUGUUGUAGGAUAUGUGUACACUCGAAGCAAAGAGAUAUCUUUCAUUAUUUUUUUUUUAAAUAAAAGCUGUGUUUUUAUAGUUUGAUCAAUGAAAUUUUUGAUAAAAUAACAAUUGUUGAAUAUAAUAAGGAUUAUUAACAAAGGAUAAUAAAUUUAUUUGUCAUUUCAAUCGUUUUAAUGAAUAUGAUAUUUUCUUAGUUUUAUAUUUAUGACGAAGUAUUUCACUUACAAGUAUUAAAUAUAAACACAAUUUUAUUAAAGAUACCAUGCAAUGUAUUUGGAAAAGGACAAUAUGAGAUUAAUUAUAAUUUUAAAUAUUUCUCGUGGAUAACAAUAAGCCAAUACUCAAUAUGUUAUUCAGAUUAAGUAACUUUGCACGAAAAAGACCACUGCUCUUGAAUUCUAUAACAUAUGGCUUUUUUUAUACAUGCGCUGAAUUUGCACAACAAAUUUAUAAUAAAAGAUUCCAGAUUAUUCAACCGGUGUCCACAUAUGGAGUAGAACUACAAAAUAUCGAUAGACCAAUACUUUCGUGGUUACGAAAGUGCAAUAAUUUUUUAGGUUUAUUAGAUCAUGAAUCUACGAUGUCAACACAACAAUAUAAUUGGCCACGUCUUAAAAGAUAUGCUAUUUAUGGUUUUUUUUUAGCAGGACCAUUGUUGCAUGGAUGGUACAAAUGGUUAGAUACAUUUUACAAAGGCAAAUCUUUAAAAUUGGUUUUAACUAAAUUAUUUCUUGAUCAAUUUAUAUUAACACCACCAUUGGUCUGUCUAUUUUUUAUCAGUAUGAGUUUGAUGGAAAGUAAAUCUGAUAUAUUUGAAGAAUGUAAAACAAAGUUUCUUAAAACUUUUCAGACAUCAUGCCUAUUUUGGAUACCUGUACAGUUUUUCAAUUUUGUAUUAAUUCCUCCUACUCUACGUAUCACAUAUGUUAGUAUUGCAGCAUUAUGUUGGGUGAAUAUUCUUUGCUAUAUAAAAAAUGUGCCUUUAGUUAAAUUUAAUGAUAAAAAUUAACGUAAAAAUACGUUACUUUCUUUCUCUCUCUCUCUCUCUCUCUUUCUCUCUGUCUCUGCGAAGUUAUUGCUAUUAUUAAAAAUAUUACAAUAUUUGUAUCUUUGUUGUCUCAUUAUUAUUUAUUUUCUUCAGUUAUAGAGCAUAAGCAAAUUACUUUUCAUAUAUCUACAGAUAGUAUGACAUGCUGCUAUACUUUAUUGUUUAACACUACAAAGUAAAUGUAUAUAUUGGCAGCCUUUAUACAUUAUUAUUGUUAUUAUUAUUAUUAUUGUAUUUAGUAGUAGUAGUGUGGUAGUAAUAGUAGUAGUAGUAGCAGUAAUAGUAUAAUUGUUACAAUUAUUAUAUCAUUGUCAUUAUCAUCAUCAUUACAACAAACUUUACAAUAAGUCAGACAUGACUAUUUUAAAUAUAAUCUUUUUUUAUUAUUUUAUAAUAAUAAAUUUACACUGAAACUUUAUAAUUAUGUAUUUUGACUGAUUAUUAAAUUAUAAUUUUAUGUGAUAUCAGCAUUCAAGUAUCAGAGAUAAUUACACAUUAAAAAAAAAAAAAAAAAAAAAAAAAAAA